Messenger RNA from Macrosiphum euphorbiae (potato aphid), 552 nucleotides. The record is from the annotation of a GenBank genome assembly. Lineage: Eukaryota; Metazoa; Arthropoda; Insecta; Hemiptera; Aphididae.
AUGUACACUAAAGUCGAAAAAACUAACAUGUUGAACUGUUUUAUUGAAUCUGGGAAAAACUCCAGAACUGCAGCAAGGUUGUAUCAACAACGUUAUCCUGAUAGCCAGUGUCCCGGUCAUACAAUGUUUUACCGGAUAAACAAACAAUUAAGUGUGAACGGUAUGUUUACUAAAACAAAAACAACUCGAAACACAAACAUAAACAAUAAUAAUUCACUGGAAGUCUUGUGUAAAUUUAUUGAGAACCCGCAUAUAUCCUUGCGAGAUGUAUCAAAAGAUUUAAAUUUAUCAUACUAUUUUGUACAAAAAACGGCUAAAAAGUAUAAGUAUCAUGCUUACUUACCAACUCGGGUACAGCAACUACUACCAACGGAUUAUGAACGGCCGCGGCGUAUUACUUUUGUUGCUCAUAUGAUGGUUCGAUUGGAAGAUCAACCCAAUUUCUUGGAGAAAAUUAUGUGGACUAAUGAGGCGAGGUGCCAUAAUAAUGGAACCGUAAACCACCACAAUAAUCAUUAUUGGAGUGAUAAGAAAUCCCCAUUGGUUAAAUGA